This is a messenger RNA of Daldinia caldariorum, 1153 nucleotides long. RefSeq lists its product as uncharacterized. The record is from RefSeq and is a predicted model, not a curated record. The coding region runs from base 264 to 1016 and encodes 250 amino acids. The transcript has a single exon. Lineage: Eukaryota; Fungi; Ascomycota; Sordariomycetes; Xylariales; Hypoxylaceae.
CGAGCUCUGGGGCCCAUGAAAGGUACCUACCUACCUCCAAGCUAAGGUUAGGUAAUGACAACAUUCUAUGCACUAACCUUCGACGUUUAAUAGUUCGCGUUUGUAAAACCUCAAGACUCCCCAACAACUUACCCACCCUUAUGGUAAUCAAAUUCGAAGACUUUGUUUGUUUUGUUUAAGUAGACUCUACCUUAGGUACCUUAUAUACUUACCGCUAUACUUCAAUUUAAAGAGCACAGCAAGAACUUGGUACCAAGUUCAAAAUGUCAGAACCUACACCAUCUAAUACAAACUCACCACCACCACCACCACCACCACCACCACCACCACCACCACCACCACCACCACCACCAAGCAACAUUAGCCUCCGCGCCCCAUCUAAGUACCUCUCGGACCCCUCCAAACCAUCCACCACCACAGGCGACCCUUUCGUCUCUCCACCGCUCGAAUGGCUCUGGCGCACCUGGGCCGUCACCCACUCGACCCUAUCCAUGUGGCGCUCCGCCCAGAACGUGCGCAUAACCUACAAGCCGUACAAGCCUGAGUCGGAGUCCGGGUCCGAGUCCAAGCCCGUCGCAAACGACAACCUGGUCGAGUACGAGAAGAGCAACGGCAAGGGGGGCGUCAAGCGCGUCGAAGGCAUCGAGAAGCCCGACGCCGCUAUCCCCGCAGCCUGGACUUGGCGGGGCAAGGGGUGGCUCGCGAUUGCUAGCAGUCACUGGGAGAUUCUAGGAUGGGGCGAGCGCCCGCUGGCGGCUGCCGGCGGCGCAGGCGAAAAUGGUGCGGCGGCAGAGGCUGUUGAACGCUGGGCCGUGACGUGGUUUGCGCCGACCUUGUUCACGCAGGAAGGGGUGGAUAUAUACAGCGAUCGCAAGGAGGGUUUGAGUAAAGAGACGGUAGACGGCAUCAUCAAGGCGUUGAAGGAGCUUAAAGACGCGCCGAAGGUUGUCCAUCUUGUCGAGAAGCACAUGCAGGAGGUUCAAAUCAACUUACCCUGGAAAGAGGGGAAGAAAUAGAAAUAUCGGUGCAAGGACUGGAAGUCAGGUACAGGUAGGUUAUGUAUAGGUACCUCCUAAGGUUAGGUACCUAGGAAUGGCGCUUUUUUACGGGGUUGUAAAUUAUUGAUGAUACCCAUGGAGUAGGACUUGUUGAA